Molecule: messenger RNA, 169 nt
Organism: Racocetra persica
Lineage: Eukaryota; Fungi; Glomeromycota; Glomeromycetes; Diversisporales; Gigasporaceae
Source: the annotation of a GenBank genome assembly
GUUUCCAUAUGCGGAACCCUCACAAUCUAAGGAAGAUGAAGAAGUUUAUUACACUGUAAUAACAGCUGUGAAUUCAUUGCAAGAAUCAUUAAGGGACGUGAAAUUUCUGGCCCUACUACCAAAUUGGCCCACAGCAGACCGAGAAACUCGCGCUGUCAAUGAAUGGUAG